This is a messenger RNA of Aphanomyces invadans, 4364 nucleotides long. RefSeq lists its product as hypothetical. Lineage: Eukaryota; Oomycota; Saprolegniomycetes; Saprolegniales; Verrucalvaceae. The transcript has 14 exons. The coding region runs from base 1 to 4071 and encodes 1356 amino acids. The record is from RefSeq and is a predicted model, not a curated record. Gene Ontology annotation, biological process: protein deubiquitination; activation of GTPase activity; nucleocytoplasmic transport. Gene Ontology annotation, molecular function: GTPase activator activity; cysteine-type deubiquitinase activity; small GTPase binding. Gene Ontology annotation, cellular component: nucleus; perinuclear region of cytoplasm; cytosol.
AUGGGAGAACUCCACGCACGGUACAAGUACAGAGUCGACCGCAUGACUUAUGCCUGUCCUGGUGAAGACGACGACAAGACGCGUGGACAGCAGUCGCGCCCGCUGCUGGAGAAACGCGUGCGCAGCUACAUGUCGUUCACCCCAUCGUCAGACCUCUUUCGCCGCGUGCGAGCUGAUUUGAACAACGUGCAGAUUCUGAAGCUUGGUGGCUUCGACCUUGGCGAUCGAGGAGCGUGGGUACUCGGGAAAGCACUGGCGUCCAACGAAAGCCUCGGGUUGCUGGAUCUCGGAUUCAACGGUAUCACAAGCAAGGGUAUCGAGCAGAUUGCGGAAGCUCUUGAGGAAGGCAAGAAUCGGACGCUCAAGACGUUGUAUCUCAGUGGAAACGGCGUUGGCGUUGGUGGCGCGGCGCGACUCGCGGGAGCAUUGCGGUCCAACAAGUCGCUCAAAACGCUGUACCUGAGCGGAAAUGGCAUCGGGGACGAAGGGCUGAAGCAUCUUGCCGACAUGCUGCGGGUGAACACAUCGCUCACAGCGUUGUACCUUGGCACAAAUAGCAUUGGCAGCGGAGGAAUGGCCCACCUCGCGGACGCGCUCACGGUCAAUGAGCACGUGGAAGAGCUCAUGCUGAGCCAGAAUCGCAUCGAGUCUGCUGGGGUCUUGAGCCUCGUCGAGGCGUUUGCGACGGCGAAUCUGCCACUCCAGACACUGGAGAUUGGGUUCAACGGUAUCGAUGCGGCGGGGGUGACCGCACUCGCUGAUGUCCUUGAUUCCCGACCCAACCAACUUCAAAAUCUGUACUUGGACAACAAUCCCGUGGGCGAUGCCGGUGCUGCAGCGUUGGGGCGCUGUCUCGCCAAGAAGGCCAAGUCGCACUCGUCCCUCCGUGUCCUCGACUUGAGCUACGCCCAGUUGAGUCUGCUCGGCUUCCGCGACUUGUGCAUGGGACUUCGAGAUUCCACCACCCUCAUGGGACUCCUUCUCGACGGUCACGAUUGGGCUUCUACCAAGUACAUGGAGCGGCCGCCGCCGAAUGUCGCUUCACUCGCCAAAGAUGACGCCUACCAGUACGCCGCCAAGUGCGUCGUGACGGCACUUCAGAUGAACCCGUCGCUUCCCCUCGUAAAGUUGACUGGAGUCAACUUGAGCUUUGCGCCGGGGCUGAACGUCGAUCUUCCCGAAGGGAAGGAGGCCAUGCAACCGGUUUGUGCAUUGAACGAGCGCAUCAUGAACCACGUUCGACGAGUGGCUAUGGGCAACCAAACCAACGCGACCGCGCCGCCGCCAUCGAGCGAGCUAGCGUGUGGAGACAGAUAUCAAGAAAUGAUCCAUCAAUCACGGAAGGUGCUGGAGAAGAUCGCCGCGCUCCCUUUUGACGCGGACGAAUUGAACGCGCUGUGUGCGUACUAUUGCGCGGAUUUGCUCAAACCACAGCAGCAGCAGCAGAAUAAAGGCGAUGAUCCAUUGCACCCGGCCAAACGACGGAGGCUGUCUGUGGACCACUCGAACGAAGCCAUCAACGACCAGAACGACCAUCCCUCCCCUCGAAUCAGUCCUCCUUGUCGCGUCGCCGUGUAUCCCAAAGUUGAGCAUCGGCUGCGUCUCCUGGCACGAAGGGAGGACGAAAUCGAGCGGCACUGCGGCGUGCUUACGGUUCUCCGACAGCUGCACUAUUUAGUCAAGUCACUGAACUCGAUGGAGAACGCUUCGGCGCUCAUUGAGACCGUCUUAGGCACGGACGAAGGCGGCAGUACCGGCAGUUCCGCAAUACACUUGCCGCAGAUCCCAGCAUUUGGAAACAUGAGCGCCGCCGCGACGACUGCAACGGCGCCAAAUGAAGUCCUCAGCCAUGGACUCCCGGCAGUUGAAAUCUUUAGCGGUUGGAUGCAGAUCAAGACACAGAGCUACGUGAAUGUACGGCCUCGACAUGUUCGUUACAGUGUCUUGGCAGUGCACCCGUUGAAACCCACGAGCAUCAUGAUGUACACGUUCAAGUUCCAGCCGUCAACAGAUGAGUUGGCUGCGGCGUUGGCUGACUGCUCGACCAAAACCGCAUACUCGGACCUCAAAUUCGUCCCAUGGGACAAGCGGGAUCGUGGAUUCCUCCUUCAUGCCUUGGACAAGGAGGAUCGACCAUGCGUGCUUGAGGUGGAGGUCAAGACAACUGACUUGUACGACGCGUGGGCCAACAACCUCACUUCCGAGUCCACAUGGCGCAACGUGGCAACGGCGGCACUUCAAAAGCUGCCCAAAGCCAAGACCGAAAUGUGGCGCAAGGGGGCGUCCAUUCACCGCGGGCUCCAGAAUGACACGGGCGAGAACAAUUGUUUUCUCAACGUGAUCAUCCAAAGCUUUUGGCACUUGGUGCCGCUACGUCGUUUGCUCUUGGACGUCACGAUCAAAGAGAGCGCCGACGAGAAGAACGACGAUGGCAGCGAGACCGCUGCCACCAACGUGCUCAAGACGCUCAAGGCUACCAUGAUGGCGUACGAAGAUCCGUCGUCGGGGUCACUCCAUCCUAAGGAGUUGCGCCAAGGGCUCAGUCUUCUCUACAAAACGGACAAACUGUUUGCCGAAGGAUCGAUGGCCGAUGCCGAAGAAACACUUCUGACGAUCUUGAACCUUAUGCACCAGCAAUCGGAUAUGAUUGAACUCACCGAGGCCGAGCGCGCCACACUCAAGCGAACGCGGACAAUUACAAGCAAGAGCGUCGAAGGCUACGUCGAGAAGCCGUUGGCAGUGUUUGACCCAAACAGCAUUCCACACAUUGUGUUUAGCCAUCAAAUCUACGACCGACAUGUGUGCCAGAAUUGUCGCCACUCGUCGCCAUGGGAGCUGUGCAGCAACUUGGUCUUCAGCACUUACGCGACGGCUGCGCUGAGUUUGCGGCAAUCCAACAUGGAGUCGAUGCUUAAGCACCUCCCCGACGCAAUCAACGGCGACUUGGGCACUUGCCAUGACGAAGCAUGCAACGGCAAGCUUGCUACCGAGCGCGUGAUCCAUCGGUUUCCACCGGUGUUUGCCAUGUCUCUGCUAUGGUCCAGCAACAGCCCGCCGAAAGAAGACAUCCAGACGCUGCUCUCGACGAUCAGCGACACGCUGGACCUGUCCGAAGCGUUCAGUGUCGACGGAGAAGCCGCCAAGAUGGCCCAAGUUCUCCACGGUAUUCGAGCUCAGUACCGGUUCAAGGGUUUUGUAUGCUACUAUGGCAAGCACUAUUUUGCAUUCUUCUUCAGCACCGCGCACCAGCUCUGGCUGCUAUUUGACGACAACAAGGUGACCGACAUUGGCAAGUGGACCGACGUUGUCGAACACUGUGUGAAAGGGCGCUACCAGCCCGUUUUACUCUUUUACGAAGUACCAGACGCCCGAAAGGAUUCGUCCAUUGGGCUCUUUCGUGGAGAAACCGUGAUGGCUGUGCCAGAGCAAAAACCAGCACCAACACCUGGGACGUCGCAGAUCCUGGCGUCGCUCAAGUUGAGUGGUUCGUCGUCAGCCAAGUCGGCCAUCAUCGAGCCAUCCGACGCUCGGGUGGCACCGGCGGCCGUUGUGACACUCCAGAACGCAAAUGGGUCCCUGAGCCAGCUCCCCACGGCGGGCGCGAGCAAAUUGUGGCAAAAUAUCACGGCCGUGAACGAGGCCAUUGCGAUGCCUCCACGCACCAACAUUAUGCUCAAACCACUGCAGCCGCUCGAGUACGACGUGGAGUUCCCAGUCGAUGCAGUUGUCCUGGGGCUGUACUUGGAAAAACUCGACGACGACUUGUGCGUGACAGCGUUUCCCCGCACCCCUCACGGGGACAAGUUGGAGGCGGAAGCGAGUGGCGUCAUUGGGCUUUUUGACACGGUUGUGAUGGCCAACGGCCAUCCCCUUGGCCAUUACACGGUGGACAGAGCACUCAAGAUGAUCCAAGCACAGAAACGCCCGCUGCGCAUUCGAUUCAAGAAGUCCCAGCGGGUUCAAACGCUGCUGGACAUGGGAUUCUCUUUGGACCGAGCACUGGAAGGACUUCGCGUUGGACGAGGCAGCGUCGACGUCGCCGCGGAGCACUGCUCUACGUCGCAGACGUAAUCGAUGUGUAAUGCGAUGUCGUGGCGGAUGUGAGGGUCGCGUGGUAUAUAUCAUGUGUCGACGGCAAGGCUUGGGGCGACUUGUGCAACGAGAGAAAGGGAGAUGUCAUGACUGGUCGCACCCAUCGAACGAGUGGACGAUCAACUUGCGUUUGAAAAGUGAUGUGAUGUUGUCGAUCGUGUCGAACGUCUGCCUGCCUGCUGGCAUCGAAGUCGUUGAGUCGCCGAUGCUUGCCUUCACGCCAUGCCCAGCGCAAGGUGAGGAUAUUGGUUGCCGAUCCGGCGCACGAAUAC